Pseudocercospora fijiensis CIRAD86 is the source of this 1192-nucleotide messenger RNA. RefSeq lists its product as uncharacterized. NCBI's taxonomy places the organism in Eukaryota, Fungi, Ascomycota, Dothideomycetes, Mycosphaerellales, Mycosphaerellaceae. The record is from RefSeq and is a predicted model, not a curated record. Bases 454 to 924 code for a protein of 156 amino acids. The transcript has a single exon.
GCAUGCAUCCCCAAAACUGCUUGGAGAAGAAUCCGGUGUUCAGUCUGCUGCGACAACCGACAUCAUCGUGGUGCAUGCAGCCCACCAAGCUCCGGCGCGUACAUGUCGGGACGUCUGACUGUUUUGGGAAUGACGGGUGCUCUUACGACUUUCGGUCACCUCACGCUGAUGGCUGCGCAGCGGCAGCGGCAACAACGGGUUUUGCAUUGGCACUUCUGAGAGCACGCGACGAGACCAAGCCUUGCCGACUGUGAGACAAGCUUCCAUAAUCUAGCGGAGGAAUCUACAAAAGCCGCAAUCAAUCCACUGCACCACAAGCGACACCGCUGGAAGUGCAACAGUAUUCCGUGGAACAGCGGCACUAUCCGACACUCUCGACGUCAACAAUGUGUUCAUGACUUUUGUCUUGCCAGAAGAUAUCGACCAUGGGCCAACGAGAACCUCACAGCGUUCAUGAAGUUGAGAGGAGUCAGUAAAUGGAGAAAGCCAUACCCAUUAGAACCUCCGUCCAAUCUGAAUCAUGAACAUGGAAACACUAGCAGCGGAGGCUCAGUUCAAGUCUGUUGCCAAGACAAAUCUGCUAGCAACCAGGUGUCUGCUUCAUUUGCAUGGUCGAGAGAAGACCUUAACAAUACUCACGAUGAUGUGCCGAAUAUGAUCAUGUUCUUGGCUGCAAGACUGGCAUUGAUAGCUGCUUCGAGCGGACUUCUGUGUGAGCUUCUGGCCAGCCCGCGAUACCCGCACAGUCCAACAGCUCAAUUGUACAACCUCACUGCAACUGCCGCAGCAACCCCAGCAGCAACGCUAUGCAGGCGAGACUCGACCGAUCCUAUUCCCCGCAUAGCCAAGAUGCAGCUAUGGAAAGCUCCAAAGCAAGAUCACGACGAUCGCUUCGAGGCCUACCUACAUUUCAACGUGACCUGAGCAAAGAGACAUGAACAGAAGAGUUCGCUCCUGAGCUAGGUAUCGUUGGCCGAUGAACAUUGCUGGAACACGCCUGCCAUUUCGAAGACGCCAAAACGGCCGAGCGAGGCACUGCAGCAUUCGAAAAGCAAUCAGAUCUUCGAAGGGACAACUGCGUACGACGCAUGGAUGCAACACGCGGGUGAACCGCGCUUCAUGAAGCGCUUUGUGCUCUACAAUCUAUGAUGCAAAACCUCUUGCUCGCAAAUAAGACUUGCUACUUCCUCUU